GAUAUCGACCUUUCCCAAGCGACUCUCUCCUCUCUUGUCCGGCUCUUGCGCGAGGAGCUCGUGCAGCUGUGCGAGACGAGAAGCCUGGACACGGCUGGAACGAAGCCUCAACUAGCCAAAUCGCUCCUGGCAUGGUACGAGAAACAACAAGAAGGCAUCGAAACUCAUUCGACUUCCUCCUCGCAAGCGACCGCAAGGCCUGAAUCGCCGCGCAAAAGGAAGGGCAAAAUCAUCCACGCAAUCGCGUCCAACGUACACGUAUCUGGCAAGACUACACCAGUGCUGUUACGAGACCACAUCCAUGCAACCGAUCCACAGACACCGCCCCACUCUGAUGAUGAUGAUAGAAGAGCAGGUGACGGUGACAUCAAUCUCGACCUGCAGGAGCUCGGCCUUGAGGACUCGAUCAUUAAGCCGGAGCAACUGCAGAAGCUCGAGAGGAUUGGCAGUGGAGGCUUCAAAGACGUCUACGUUGGCAAAUUCCGAGGACGUCGAGUCGCAAUCUCAGAGUUCCGUGGGCAUUUGUCCGAGAUGGAUAUUCGGGAGCUCAAACUUCUUGCCGAGUUCAGUCACCCGAAUAUUGUCAAAUUCAAAGGCAUUUGCAUUCCUGAGGACACAUCUCAAGUCCCCUGCAUGCUCGUCAGCGAGCUGUGCGAGAAUGGAGAUUUGUUUGACUACAUUCGGAAUGUCGAACCGCCAUCUGCCAACAAGGUUCACCGACUCAUGCUGGACAUUGCUCGUGGAUUGGAGUAUCUUCAUACAAGAAAGCCCGCCAUUAUCCAUCGUGACUGUAAAUCUUCCAACAUCUUGAUCAACCGAGCGGGACAUGCCAAAGUUGGCGAUUUCGGUCUUGCUAGGGUCAAGACAUCUACACGAUCGAUGAUCAGGUCCCUUGUCGGUACGGUCAACUGGCAAGCUCCGGAACUGUGGCAUCCCCAUCCUCGAUACGACUUCAAGGUCGAUGUGUUCUCCGCCGCCAUGGUCUUUUGGGAGAUGUUGUCGGGAUGGACUGGUGAAAAGAAAUACCCUUGGGAAGGCCAUAACGAGCAUUACAUCUACGAUGCGGUUGGGACCAAGCAGAAACGACCUUCCGUUGCGCGGCUCAGGAAACAUUGGGGAAACGAAGUGGUCGAUCUGAUGGAGAAGAUGUGGAGUCAAGAGCCUAGCGAUAGACCAACCAUGACGGAGGUGGUCAAUGAGCUAGAUGCGCUGUAUUUCAAAGGACCGUUCACGCCGCUCAAGCAUUGA
Kockovaella imperatae is the source of this 1248-nucleotide messenger RNA. RefSeq names its product kinase-like domain-containing protein. The transcript is spliced from 6 exons. The annotation marks the transcript as partial. Gene Ontology annotation, biological process: protein phosphorylation. Gene Ontology annotation, molecular function: ATP binding; protein kinase activity. The record is from RefSeq and is a predicted model, not a curated record. Lineage: Eukaryota; Fungi; Basidiomycota; Tremellomycetes; Tremellales; Cuniculitremaceae.